Hypomesus transpacificus is the source of this 912-nucleotide messenger RNA. It is a transcript of the gene pnhd, whose product is annotated as pinhead. The record is from RefSeq and is a predicted model, not a curated record. NCBI's taxonomy places the organism in Eukaryota, Metazoa, Chordata, Actinopteri, Osmeriformes, Osmeridae. The transcript has 6 exons. The annotation marks the transcript as partial.
UCUGUGUCUCCAGUGUCUGCAGUGCUGAGCAAGCCUGCAGAGCAGCAAAACCUGUUCACACAGAGGGCAUGCUGCAAAAGACAAAGUCACUUUGUUUACAUUGGACAAGAUAUAUCUGGAAGACCUGUUAAUGUUGAUGUGGGAAUGUGCAGGUCACAUUGUGGGGGUACACCAAGAACCUCGCAUGAGUCUGGACAUCAGGGAUAUUCCAAACACACCUCAAUGCUGGAGUACCUCAGAAGUAAAAAGGUGCGCGAACCUGCGACUCGAGAAAGUCCGGAAAGUUUGGGCCACGUCCCGUCGUGUGGAAGAAACCACAUUUGUGAGCCGACCGGAAUGAGAGUGGAACGUGUGCUGUUGUUUGAAGGUCUGCGGGAGGUGGAUGUCAUCGAAGAAUGCCAAUGUGAAAGCAAACUGUCCCAAUGUGUCCGAGUACCUGUCCUCAAGACGUACUUUUACGAAACCCCGUACGAGACCGUUAUUGACGUAGGAGGAUGCUCCAGAUCCAAGGGGUUUUCAGAGGGAUUCUCCUGUAUUCCCACAAAGUUUGACUCUGCCCUUGUGGAGACCCCCAACAAAGUGGACCUCAUCCAGACUGUGGAGGCAUGUGAGCUCAAGGAAAACUGCUACAGGGUUCCAUAUUUGGAAUACUACUAUGAGAUCAUCGCCAGUGCAGAUGGAGUCAAACAGGAGAGGCUGAAGGAAAUAGAUGUGGGCAGAUGUUUGGGAAGCUGCACCACAGGAAACCGUUGCCUUCUCAGGAGUCCCUCAGAUCCAGACCAGUGCCAGCUAUGGGCUGAGAGACCAGCCAACUCCUGUGUUCCUCAAGGCAACGAAAGUCACAUUUUCCGUGACCAACAUGGAGAAAUCCGCACUGUUCUCUCCAUUACCUCUUGUUUUUGCCAGCCCUGA